AUGGGAAACCGAUACUACAGGUUUCCGAAGGCAUUAAAGACAUUUACUUCAUCGUCUAACGUGUUACAAAUGGCUGAAGCAAAGUCUGCUAUAAGGAAACCAGUGUUCAAUAAGGUUGAUCAGCUGCGACCUGGCACUGGUGGACAUAAUCUCAUUCUGAAAGUUGUUAGUUCGAAGACGGUGUUACAAAAAGGCCGACCAGAUGGCCCCCAGGUACCACUGAUUUUUUUGGACUUGAUGAAGCCUGAUGGUACUGUAAUAUUGCGCAAUGCUAAAAUUGACAUGUUCAAGGGGUCAAUGAGGCUUGCAGUGGACAAGUGGGGUCGUGUAGAGGUGACUGAACCAGCCAGCUUCACCGUUAAAGACGAUAAUAACCUGUCAUUGCUAAAAUUGGUUAUUUGCUAUAGGAAAGUACCGUCAGAAGAACAAAUCAAAGACCUAUUGCGCAAGAAGAACUUUGAGGAAGCCAUCUCCUUGGUGGAGGAGCUUCAAAGUAAGCAUAUAUAG
This is a messenger RNA of Camellia sinensis, 507 nucleotides long. NCBI's taxonomy places the organism in Eukaryota, Viridiplantae, Streptophyta, Magnoliopsida, Ericales, Theaceae. The record is from RefSeq and is a predicted model, not a curated record.